This is a messenger RNA of Pantherophis guttatus, 2213 nucleotides long. The record is from RefSeq and is a predicted model, not a curated record. NCBI's taxonomy places the organism in Eukaryota, Metazoa, Chordata, Lepidosauria, Squamata, Colubridae.
GCUCCGGAGAGCCCUUAAAAACACCCUUAGGAGGACCCUGAUUAUGCAUGAGUCCUUCCACAAAGUCCUGGAGAUGAAGGGCCUCCAAACUGCGCUUCUAGGCAUUCUCCUCACUCUCUCCUUCAGUUGUGCUGAAGACACGAAAAGUCCUACAAAUGGACCUACCCACCAGGUACCAAUAAGACCCAAGACAACUUUCCCUGCCCCAAAGACUCCACACCCUGAACCGGAAGGGACAACCGAGAGCUUCAAAGGAGGACCUACCCCCCAGGUACCAGUCAGACCCAAGACAACUCUUCCCAAAUUGAAGACUCCCCACCCUGAACCAGAAGAAACGACGGAAAGCUUCAAUGGAGGCCCAACACCCCAGGUGCCAGUCAGACCCAAGCCAACUUUCCCUCAACCCAAGACCCCACACCGCGAACCAGAAGAGACAACGGAGAACUUCAAAGGAGAACCUACCCCCCAGGUGCCGGUCAGACCCAAGACCACUUUCCCUGCACCCAAGACCCGACAACCCCAACUAGAAGAAACAACGGAGAACUUCAAAGGAGGCCCUACCCCCCAGGUCCCCGUCAGACCCAAGACCACUUUCCCUGCACCCAAAACCAGACAACCCCAACUAGAAGAGACAACGGAGAACUUCAAAGGAGGAGAAAAUGGAGGAGACGAAACCGCAGCCCCAACGCCGGACUCUAAAGUCGACAAGUGUCCUCAGGGAUCCACGGAAGAAUAUGACGAUCUCCUCGGAUGCAAAGAAGAGGAAGAGGAGGAGGAGGAGGGAGGCAUCACCUUCCCGCCCCCCACCCCGGAUUCUGACCAGAUUCUCACCAAAGGUCCUCAGAAAGUGGAAGAAACUCCAUCCACCCCAGAACCGAUGCCCGUCACUCCGCAAACCCUAAUUCCCACCGCUCAGCAGCAAGAGACAUCUCCCGUUUCCAAGCAAGUGUGUUACACGCGCUGGUUUAACGAAGAUAAUCCUGACCACGCGGGAGAUUUCGAACUCGUGGCUGACAUCAUGUACAGAUAUCCCAGUGAGAUCUGUUCGCUGCCGGAGAAAAUAGAAGUCCAAACGCUGGACGGGAUUCCAGCCUCUGCAACAGGGCAGAAAUUUGCCGUGAAACAAGCCAUAAUUGGGUUCAUCUGCCUCAAUGUCAUGCAAGGAAAAGGACGGGGUUGCCGGGAUUAUCGCGUGCGGUUCGUGUGCCCGCAAGACUUCUGCUCUGGAGGCCAAGAGACCGUCACUCCAUCCAUCCCAGUGUCCACCUUGGGACAACUUCAGAGUAGCCCAGAGAUUCCGACGAAAGGUGCUGAAGACCAAACCUCUCCAGGACCGCAUCCCACAGAAGGACAAGUUCAGAGCACUGGACAAGAAUCUUCUUCCGUUUGCCGGACUAUCUGGUUCAAUCAAGACAAUCCUUUCGGAGAAGGAGACCAAGAACUCCUUGUGCACCUCCGGAAACUAAACCCCCAGAAAAUCUGCUCCGUACCCCUUGAAAUAGAGGUGCAGACCACUGAUGGGAUCCCCGCUUCGGAGACGGGACAACGCUUUGCCGUAAAUGACCCCCUCGUUGGUUUCUCUUGCAUCAACGCCGAACAAGGGAAAGGACAGCGAUGUUACGACUACCAGGUGCGAUUCACCUGCCCUCCGUCUUUCUGUACAGGUAGCCAAGAACGGUCUACUCCGGAACCAGCCCCUCUGACAUCAUUGGCCCCCACUUCUACUUUGGAACAAGAGCAAAGCACACCCCAAUUCCCGAUCCAAGCCUGCAAGACGCAAUGGAUCAAUCGAGACAACUCCACCGGCACGGGGGACUAUGAGCUGGUUUACUACAUCCAAAGAGAACUCCCCAAAGCUCUUUGCAAAAAUCGCCUCGCCAUUGAGGUGGAGACCGUCAGAGGUGUCCCUGCUUACCGAACAGGACAGCUAUUUGCCUGGAAUGAUCCGAUCAACGGGUUCGCUUGUAUCCAUGCCGACCAGGGGAAAAGCGGUUUAUGCCAUGAUUACAAAGUCCGGUUUGUGUGUCCACACUCUUUUUGCUCAGGAGGGGAUCAGAAAGACGAGAAGAAGGGUUCGCCAUGAAGAUUGCAGCCGAUUUCUGCCACCUCCAGCUAAAGAUCUGCUCCUUUGUGGAAGAAAUAAAUGACUUUUUGUUCUAUUAUUGCUGGCUGAGAAUACAAUAAUAAUAAUUAAUAAAUAUAUAAUAAAGCAC